This is a messenger RNA of Coregonus sp. 'balchen', 14990 nucleotides long. The record is from the annotation of a GenBank genome assembly. Lineage: Eukaryota; Metazoa; Chordata; Actinopteri; Salmoniformes; Salmonidae.
AUGCGAGGUGAAAACACUGACUCUCCAGGAUUCAGUCCAGUGUUAGUGUAUGUAGUCACAUAAUACUGAGCUGCUCUGUAACGGAGGUGGUUUGGAACAGAGAAUAAAUUAGUAAAGUGUCAAGUGCCCAGGUCAAAACGCCAGCUGGGGUCAGGGUUCACCUGGAGGGCUAUUGAGUAAUAAAUUGAAGUCUCUCUCUCUCUCUCUCUCUCUCUUCCUAGCUGGGGCCCCUAAGUUGCGGCCAAUGCGGGGCCAGUCGCUAAUGGAGAGGGAGAAGCUGUAUCUGAAGUGUGAGGCGUCAGGGAACCCCAGCCCCUCCUUCCAGUGGUACAAAGAUGGCAGAGAGCUCCAGAGGGGAAAAGAUGUCAAAAUCAAGACCAAUAAGUGAGUCUCAGAGACCGGCCAAACUCCAGUCACACAUUCACACACAGCAAAGACAAGAGGUUCCAAAAAAGACUCCUGCUGUUUCUGUUUUGAGCAACCAUUCAUAUUGACUCAAAUGAAUCACUUUCACUCCAUGUCUCUUUCUCUCUCUUUCUCUCCUUCUCUCUCCCUCUCAUUCUCUGAAGGAAAAACUCCAAGGUCCAGAUCAACCGAGCGAGGCUGGAGGAUUCUGGGAACUACACGUGUGUGGUUGAGAACACACUGGGCCAGGAGAACGUUACGAGCAGCAUCAGCGUCCAGAGCCGUGAGUCCACAGACACACCAUCCUCUAUCUACAGUAUGACAUUCACACUCUUUCAACCUUCUUCAUUAACUACCACAGACUCUGUUUUCCUUUACAACCAUCAUGCUCUUUCUCUCUUCCUUAGUUACCACCAUGUUUAUUCUCUCUUUCUUGACAUCCACCACGGCCACGUUCUUUCCCUUUCUUCCUUAGUAACAAUUUAUUACCCCUCUCCGUAGUGACCUCUACACUUUCCUUCUCUUCAAUAGUGACCACUACCCUGUCUCCAGGCUCGAGUCACGCCCAGCGCUGUAACGACACAGAGAAGUCGUACUGUGUGAACGGUGGAGACUGUUAUUUCAUACACGGUAUAAACCAACUGUCAUGCAAGUAAGUGAGUGGUCCUGUCCUCCUGCUGUGUCUGUCACUGUAUGGCUUCAGCUGUGUGUUGUUUACCCUGUUAACCCAAUCGCCAAUCUCCUUCUCCAGCCACAGAAUGCCAAGUGUCAUCACUCUCACUGUAAAUUAUCCUCUCAAGGAUUAGUCUGGGUACAACAGUAAAAUGCUUCCCUGUUGAUUGUAAAGUCAUUCUUCUUCUCUCUUCAACCCUCUGUUUCUCUUCCUCUCUACAAACAUUAAUCUUUCCCCUAUCUCUGGUCUGUCCGCUUCUCCACAUCUAGGUGUCUUUCCUUCAUCUCUGUCACUCUCUCUCUCUCUCUCUCUCUCUCUCUCCGCUCCGCUCGCCUCUCUCUCUAUCUCUCUCCUCUCAUCUUCUCUCUCUCUCGCUCUCUCUCUCUCCUCGCUCAUUCCUCCCUCUCGGUCCUUGCCCCUCUCUCGCUCCUGUCCCUCUUCUCUUCCUAUUCCCCCUCUCUCCUCUCCUCUCUCCUCUCUUUCCCUCUCUCUCCCCUCCCUCUUCCUCUCUUCCCUCUCUCUCCCCCUCUUUCCCCUCUCUCCUCCCUCUUUUCCACUCUCUCUCCCUCUUUUUUCCAUCUCUUUCCCUCUCGCUGCCUGUCGCUCGUCCCCUCUCUUCUCGCUCUCUCUCCUCCUCUCUCCCUGAUCUCUCCUUCCUCAUCGUCUCCACUCUCUCUAUUCUCUCCCUCGUCUUCACCUCUCUCAACAUAUCUUUCCCUCUCUCUCCCUCUCUCUCGCUUGCUCCCCCUCUCUUGACCCUCUCUCUCCCCCCAUCUUUCCCCUCUCUCGUCCCGCUCUUUCCCUCUCUCUUGGUUCCCUCUCCCUUCUUUCGCGCCCCCUCGUCUCCCUCCUCUUUUCCCUCUCUCUCUUUUCCCUCGCUCUACCUCUCUUUCCCCCUCUUCUCUUUCUCUCCCUCUCGUUCCUCUCUCUCCCUCUCUCCAUGUCUUUCCAUCUCUCUCCCUCUCUCCCUCUCUCCUCUUCUCUCUCUCCCUCUCUCCCGCUCUCGUCCGCGCUUUCUCCCUCGUUUCUUCCUCUCUGCCCCCCUCUCCUCCCCCUCUCUCCCUCUCUUUCCUCUCUCUCCUCUCUCUCUUUUCUUCUCUCUCUCUCUCUCUCCCUCUCUUCCCUCUCUCUCCCUCUCUCUCCUCUCUCUCUUCCUCUCUUUCCCCUCUCUUUCCCUCUCUUUCCCUCUCUCUCCCUCUCUUUCCCUCUUUCUCCCUUUCUCUACCUCUCUUUCCCUCUCUCUCCCUCUCUUUCCCUCUGUCUCGUUCCCUCUCCCUCUCUCUCCCUCUCUCUCCCUAUCUUUUCCUCUCUCUCUUUUCAUCUCUACCUCUCUUUCCCUCUCUUUCUCUCUCUCUCCCUCUCUUUCCCUCUCUCUCCCUCUCUCUCCAUCUCUUUCCAUCUCUCUCCCUCUCUCCCCUCUCUCUUCUCUCUCUCCCUCUCUCCCGCUCUCUCCCUCUUUCCCUCUCUCUCCCUCUCUUCCCUCUCUCUCCCUCUCUUUCCCUCUCUCCCUCUCUCUUUCCCUCUCUCUCCCUCUCUCCCUAUCUCUCCCUCUCUUUCCCUCUAUCUCUCUUUCUCCCUCUCUCUCCUUCUUUCUCCCUCUCUUUCCCUCUUUCCCUCUUUCCCUCUCUUCCAUUCUCCCUCUCUCUCCCUCUCUCUCUCCCUCUUAUCUCGUCUUUCUUCCCUCUCUCCUUCUCUUUCUCCCUCUCUCUUCCCCUCUCCUCUCUCUCCCUCUCUUUCCCCCUUCUUUUCUCUGUUGCCUCUUCCUCUUCCCGCAGUCUGCUUCUCUGCUCGUUAUUUCUCUUCUUCACGCUCUUUAUCUUGACACCUCACCCACAAUCUUAUCCCUCUCUUUCUCCUCUCGUCUCCCUUCUAACUUGUUCCUUGUUCUCGCUCUUCCAUACACGCAAUCAGCCUAAAAUAGAUUAGUUACCUUGUUCGGUUUCAUACUGUGACAGACAGCCUUAAAACUAGACUUAGUUAUACCUUGUUCUGUUUCAUACUGCGACAGACCAGCCUAAAAACUAGACUUAGUUAUACCUUGUUCUGUUUCAUACUGUGACAGACAGCCUAAACACUAGACUUAGUUAUACCUUGUUCUGUUUCAUACUGCGACAGACAGCCUAACAAAAUAUCUGCAUGAGGUAUUUGGGUGCUGGCUGGCUGGCUGGCUGAUACCCUAACCUACACAGAACACUGUACUCUGUCAGGCCGUGGGAGGUAGAUGUGUAUCCAGUCAUGUCACCGGUGAAUUAAAGGUAGUUCUUCCUGAUCCUGAGUUGUGUGUCUGAGUUGUGUGGAGAGGGACAGAGUUAGAGCUAUGUUGUGACAGAGCUGUACGUAGAGAAAAACACACAGAGUUAGAGCUAUGUUGUGACAGAGCUGUACGUAGAGAAAAACACACAGAGUUAGAGCUAUGUUGUGACAGAGCUGUACGUAGAGAAACACAGACAGAGUUAGAGCUAUGUUGUGACAGAGCUGUAGGUAGAGAAACACAGACAGAGUUAGAGCUAUGUUGUGACAGAGCUGUACGUAGAGAAGUUAAAGAUAUGUUGUGUUCUCACUGAGCCUAGAUGCCAGUCUGUUUAGACGGAUCGGCGCUGUUCUGAAUGAACAAAGCAAACUAGCCAGGCUAUGAUGUGGCACUGGCAUUCUAUGUUAGAGGUUAGCAGUUCUCAGACAAAUCCCUUUCCCUCCAAUCCCACUUCAGCAUCAGAGAGACAGAACAAGAGAAUGAAAUGUAGGAAUUACAUUUUAUUUCAUUCUGAUGAGUGCUGGUUUAAAAGAGAGGUGUGUUUAUCCCUCUGUGGAGAUGAGUGGAGGCUGUUUCCCUUUUGCUUUAGCUUGGUCUCAGGGCUGACAAAAAGAGAGGAAGAGAGAGAGAGUGGGGAGAUGAGAGAGAGAUGGAGAUAGCAUGAUAGUGAGAGGGUGCGAGAAGAAGAGCGAGAGAAAGAGGGGAGAUGGAGGGAGAGAGAGAGGGGGGAGAUAGAAGGGGUGAGAGGAAGUGAGGAGGGAUGUGAGAGAAAGAGAGAGAGAGAGAGAGAGAGAGAGAGAGAGAGAGGAGAGAGAGAGAGAGAGGAGAGAGAGAGAGAGAGGAGAGAGAGAGAGAGAGGGGGGGGGGGGGGGGGGGGGGGUCUGCUAGCAUGGGCCUGCAUGCUGCCUCAAGUGUCUCAGAUCCACUCUGUGCUUCUACUCUAUUUAUAACUGCAUGGGAAAUUGCUGAGUGGGCUCUUCUCUUCCGAGGAAGAGGUUUUUACUUUAAUUGAUCCAAAAUGCACAGUGAAGUUGUGUCUUUGGUACUGUAUGAGGAAAAAGUAUAUCCUGUGCAGUUGUGUGCAUGUUAUGAAUAUGCAGGAAAUGUGAGACGAGUUGAACUAAAUGCUGUUUUAGAACAUCAGGGAUCAGAAUAUGUAUGUGUUAGGGAGAAUUAUGCUGCCUGGACUCACACACUGUAGUUACAGUGUAGUUACCGUGUAGUUACCGUGUAGUUACAGUGUAGUUACAGUGUAGUUACAGUGUGGUUACAGUGUAGUUACAGUGUAGUUACAGUGUAGUUACAGUGUAGUUACAGUGUAGUUACCGUGUAGUUACCGUGUAGUUACAGUGUAGUUACAGUGUAGUUACAGUGUAGUUACAGUGUAGUUACAGUAGUUACAGUGUAGUUACAGUGUAGUUACCGUGUAGUUACAGUGUAGUUACAGUGUAGUUACAGUGUAGUUACAGUGUGGUAAGUGUGAGAACUUGGACAUGCCCUGUGUACUCCAAUCCCCCACCUUUCUCUCCUAGAUGUCUAUGAGGUCAUUCAGCAAAGGGGUGCUUCCUUGCAGACUUAGCCUUUGCAGUUUUUCAAGCCCAACCUCUAUGAAAGUGCAUCUUGGGAAACAAGCCCUGUCCAGCAGUCAUGUCUAGGGGGUGUUUCUGCUGAUGUUUUUAGCUCUGACUCCUUCCAGCCUUCCACGUGCAAUGAUGUCAUAGCAUUGACUUCAUAGUGAGGAUGUCACAGCAAUGUCAUUACGCCACUGAGUUUUCAAACCCAGAGGUGCAACAUUGCGAUACUUCUGGAAACACGUCGCAAAGCAGACUCGACAGACCAGACCGGGGUUUGGCAAGUCAAUGGGAGAAGUGAAAAAUGUGUCCUUAGUUGUUAAUAUUCUCGUAUUCUAAAGGCACAACCUGAACCUGUCAUUACUACAACCUCGUGAAAGUGACCAACUGACAUAUUUUCAUUUUUGUCAAAAACAACUUUAUAUCAAAGGAGUUUUAUUUGAUGUACAUGCGCAGUUCAGCGCGACACAACCGUUAGAUCCAAUGACGUGUUUCUAUGCAUGAGCUAUGCUAGCUAACGUCACCAUGACAUCGCCUACAAGUGUGAUCGGGGAUUUCUAUUGGAGAAGCAUAUCUUCAUACUGUACUGUCUUUGAUAACGCUCUCUGUACCUCUGUCACAUACUGUUAGGUUGUGCUCUGUUUCUAACUCCAUGUUCUCUGCUCUCUUGUGUCCCUCCCUCCCUCCCUUGGUCUCUCCCUCCUCUGUCUCUCAACCUACUAUUUCCUCCUCCCUCCCUCCCUCCCUCCCUCCUCUCGUUCUGUGGCUUGUUUCCCCCAUUAGGUGUCCAAAUGACUAUACAGGUGAUCGCUGUCAAAAAUCCGUCAUGGCAGGUUUUUACAGUAUGUUCAUUUCUUCCUCCUCCUCCUCCUCCUCCUCGUCUGUCUGUCUGUCUGUCUGUCUGUCUGUCUGUCUGUCUGUCUGUCUGUCUGUCUGUCUGUCUGUCUGUCUGUCUGUCUGUCUGUCUGUCUGUCUGUCUGUCUGUCGGUCGCUCUCUCUCGCUCUCUCUCUCUCUCUCUCUCUCUCUCUAUGUCUGUCUGUCUUCCUCAUUGGGACACUGCUGCAUGCUCUGGAGGUGGAUACCUACCUGUGUGUGUGUGUAUGCGUGUGUGUGUGUGUGUGUGUGUGUGUGUGUGUGUGUGUGUGUGUGUGUGUGUGUAUGCGUGUGUGCGCGUGUGUGUGUAUGUGCAUGCCUCUGUGUCCAUCCCUUUCCUGUUGCCAUUCCUCUCACCUUCCUCUCCUGCACUAUGUGCCCUACCUGGAGCUGGUCCUUUAUACAGAGGGAGUUAAUCAGCAGACCUCUCAAUAACAGACAGAGGUGCAUGCAGAGAAACAGACAUCAGACUUAACACAUAGGUCCCUAUGCAUGCCCUCCUGAUCAUGUGCUACACAGUAUGCUGCAGUAGAGACUGGAUGAUGAUACAGUGAAUGUAAUAUACAGGGUGCACCUGUUAUGCAGCUUGCAUAGAUAGAUGCAAUGCUUGAUACGAAGACCGGUAGUUAUCUGUGAUGUUCUGACUAGAUGUUAGUGAAGUAGAGAAGUAGUACUGCUGCAGAUGGGCAACUGAUAACCCAUUGGCAUAAUGUUUCAUCCAGAGAGAUGGGCAACUGAUAACUCAUUGGCAUAAUGUUUCAUCCAGAGAGAUGGGCAACUGAUAACCCAUUGUCAUAAUGUUUCAUCCAGAGAGAUGGGCAACUGAUAACCCAUUGGCAUAAUGUUUCAUCCAGAGAGAUGGGCAACUGAUAACCCAUUGGCAUAAUGUUUCAUCCAGAGAGAUGGGCAACUGAUAACCCAUUGGCAUAAUGUUUCAUCCAGAGAGAUGGGCAACUGAUAACCCAUUGUCAUAAUGUUUCAUCCAGAGAGAUGGGCAACUGAUAACCCAUUGGCAUAAUGUUUCAUCCAGAGAGAUGGGCAACUGAUAACCCAUUGGCAUAAUGUUUCAUCCAGAGAGAUGGGCAACUGAUAACCCAUUGGCAUAAUGUUUCAUCCAGAGAGAUGGGCAACUGAUAACCCAUUGGCAUAAUGUUUCAUCCAGAGAGAUGGGCAACUGAUAACCCAUUGGCAUAAUGUUUCCUGAGAGCUCAUCCUAAGUCAGUUCUGAUAUUCAAAUCAUUCAAGUGUUUGGUUUGUUUGCCCCAUCAAUGUCCUGUUUACCAGGCUCUGUUACGUCUGCCUGUGUGACCGGUUCUUUGCCAUGGAAGUAUAGUACAGUGCACAGAGUAUAGUAGCUGGGAGUAAAGCACUUUGAACUAGUUUGUCAUCAUUCUCCACAUGUCUAUUGGUUUAAGCCUAGAGAACAGCUAGUGGGGGCACAAUAUGAAUAUAUACAUACUACAUACUAUUUACAGUACAUACAGUACCAGUAAACGUUUGGACACACCUACUCUUUCCAGGGUUUUUCUUUAUUUUUACUAUUUUCUACAUUGUAGAAUAAUAGUGAAGACAUCAAAACUAUGAAAUAACACAUAUGGAAUCAUGUAGUAACCAAAAAAGUGUUAAACAAAUCAAAAUAUAUUUUAUAUUUGAGAUUCUUCAAAGUAGCCACCCUUUGCCUUGAUGACAGCUUUAUAUAUUAUAUUUGGUUAAUCCUGCAAUGAUCAGUCUCUUUUCUAUGCAACCUGGAUUCAGGGGUAGACAUAACGUAAAUCCAGGACACUCCAAUUAGUAUGAUAUGUUACAUUUCGUAUAAUAUGUAUUCCUUUGUGGAUACCCAUCAUCAAUGUGUUACAAAUUACAAUUCAUACAAUAUGUUACAAAUUUGCAAAACAUAUGAUAUGUUACGAAUUACAAUUUGUUGUGGCUAACUUUAGCUAGGUGGCUAAUGAUAACCUUAGCUAGGUGGCUAACGUUAGCUAGGCUAGGGGUUAGGGUUAGGGGUUAAGGUUAGGGUUAAGGUUAGGGUUAGGAGUUAGGAGUUAGGUUAACGAGUAAAGGUUAGGGUUAGGGAAGGGUAAGCUAACAUGCUAAAAAGUAGUAAGUAGUUGCAAAGUUGCUAAUUAGCUAAAAUGCUAAAGUUGUCCGUGAUGAGAUUUGAACACGCAACCUUUGGGUUGCUAGAUGUUCGUGUUAUAUGCCUAUCCUUACAACCUGACCAACUACCCUACUUUUAGUUUAAGUUAAGUUAUCUUCUGUCUUAUGUAAACAUACCAAACAUAACAUAUAAUACUCAUUUGAGUGUCCUGGAUUUACAUUUAUUAUGUUACGACUAGUCUAUGAGACCAGGCUGUUCUAUCAGGGAUGGCAUCACAACAAGUACAUUAAAGGCACACCUUUUUCUACUGGUGCUCACACUGUAUAGAAAACACUGUCAUAAUCAUUUCAGAUAAAAGACCAGAGAGAAGCUAUAGGUUGAUAAUGUGAUAAAAUAUACUGUUUUUAGUAAACACAAGAAACAAUGAGAGACACAAUUAGAACGUGUCAUUAAUCUGUCGACCUACAAAGCUGCUCCCAUUUCUGUGCCAACCAGCCUCAUCUCCAAAAUGUUGGAAAGUAACUGCACACUGCUUUUUUAAAAUCUUGUUUUAUUUGUUCAUUUUUUUGUCAAAAAAAAUAAUUAGUUUACCCCAGAAAUGAGGUCUAGUAAAUAUGGCAGUAAGUGAAGUGGCUGUCUCUGUCUCUGUCUCUGCAUGUCUCCUGCCUGAUUCCUUCUCUCUUUUAUUAGUUAUGCUUCUGUCUUUCCUUUCUUUCAUUUCUGGGGUCACAGAGCUGCGGCUGUCUGCGUUGUCUGUCUGUUACUGGACGUGGCACCUGCCAGUCACGAUUAUUACUGUAUGUCACGGAAAGAUUCCAUACUAACCUCAUGGUUCAGUAUCUACUAUCUAUAUAUCUAUGUUCCAAUGUAGACGAUCACUAUCUGAAACUUGUUCUCUUUCCUUUUCACUGUGUCUAACUUUCUGCGUUGGCAGAGCAUCUUGGAAUUGAAUUUAUGGGUAUGGAACAAUUAUUCAUUUGAUUGUAUAUUAUUAAUUUUAAGAGUUGCCAAGAUCCUCUCACAGUCACACAUCACUACUACCAUCUCUCUAGAACCAAUAACUCUUCUCUGAUCUGUCGAUCUGUCACUCGCCCGCUAACCUACCAGGUCCAAAGACACUUGUCCCUCUGCAUGCAUGCUAGUCCUCUCUCUCAAUUAUAGGAAACCUUGAAACUAAGCUUUGUAGUACACUCCAUUAUGUUACUGUAUAGAGAGGGAGACAACAAAGCCACAGACAUGUUGAUGAUGGAGAGGAAGACUGUAGAAGCAGAAUAUAUGGGCUACAUUAUGAGUGAAGCUUUUGAGUCACAGAGAGACAAACUGGAAAGAAAUUUGCUGAUGGUUAUAUAUCAGUAACACCACACCUGAGACUAUAGACAGCGUCCCAUAAGACUAUAUUCCAUAGAGACAGCCAGCUGUGGUAGGUUCAUCAUUCCUAAGUCGAUUGGCAUUGAAUCAGAGGCUCCUGCAAGUGAUAGUGACCUAGUUCCUUCAGUAGCAGCCAACCACCAAUCCCAUUCCCUAUCAGUCCCCUCUUCUGUGACACACCCCUCCCCCUACCUUUAGCACUAAAAACCCCACCACCACCCCAUUUUAAACACCCCCUCCCCACACCUCCCCAGCCCCUCUUCCUCCACCGUCUGGCCAUCUCUUUCUUUCUUUCUUUCUUUCUUUCUUUCUUUCUUUCUUUCUUUCUUUCUUUCUUUCUUUCUUUCUUUCUUUCUUUCUUUCUUUCUUUCUUUCGUUCCACCUCUCCCCAUGUUCUGUUUGUUUUUCUCUGUCAUUGUGACUUAUCUGCUGACAAUGUUCCGCCACAACGAGCCUUCUGUUCAUUGGUCAGUUAAAUGCCAUCAGAACACCUGACAGGGAGGUAUUCACAAAGCUUCACCAUGACAACAGAGAUUCUAGACACUUUUCAUCUGACACAAAUGAUCAGAAAACCACAUUAAACAUUGCAAAAGAAUGAUAACUCUCAUGCAAAAGCUACAGUAUAUUUCCCUCGUUAACGUAUGGGGACUGUGAGCUAUCUGUGAGUUCUAUACCCAUGCGUUCUCUGGUCAAUUUAAAGGUGUUUAUUUAGUUGCCGGUGAGUUUUAUGAAUAUCCCCAAACCAUUGUGGUGUUUUUGCUCUAAAAUGCUUUUUCUCUUAUGAUAAUCAUCUGAUUCCAUCAUACAGGCAUGUGUCCUUAGACCUCUUUGACAUACAUUCCAUAGACAUUAUGGUACAUUAGUGCAUGUAGGGAAAGCAGAGGGGAAAUAGUCUAUGUUGUGGCUAAACCACUGUUAAUCUACAGGGUUGGUACCAUCACAGUUAGUUUUGGGUUUGUCUAAGGUUUUAGCACUACUAAGGUGGAGGAGGAAGACAAUUAGUUACUUUCAGGGAGGUUAGAUGUCAGAGGUCAGUGAUGUCAGAGUAUUCAGGGUAAGAGGAGGAGCUGAGUUAGCUUUUGUUUGAUUGUUCCCGUAGAGUAGCGCUCACACAUGUGUGUAUGUGUGUGUGUGUGUGUGUGUGUGUGUGUGUGUGUGUGUGUGUGUGUGUGUGUGUGUGUGUGUGUGUGUGUGUGUGUGUGUGUGGUUUGUUCACAGAGGCAGAGGAGCUGUAUCAGCGGCGGGUGUUGACCAUCACAGGCAUCUGUGUGGCACUUUUGGUAGUGGGCAUGGUCUGUGUGGCGGCAUACUGCAAAACCAAGUACGUACAUUAUGACAUCAUUUCAACCAGUUGUUCACGGAGCCCAGGAGGCAUUCACUGACUGGGGCCUGCACAAUGAUCACAGCUAUAAUGUCACAGCUUUCAAACCUUAUAGAUGAGCUUUACUAACUCAUUCUAUAUAAAAACGUAUUAAUGUUUGAAGCCGGAUAUUUUGAUGACACGGAACAUAAUUUGUAAAAUGACUGUCACACUGUAGUUUGUAUUUAUUUAAAUUUUCCUAUCAACAUUUUCUUUCCUUAUCUACUAUCUUUCCUUAUCUACUAUCUUUCUCAAUGUAUUCUAGAACAAUAAGUCAUUACACUUUUUCUUGCGUAUGUCCUACAGGAAGCAGAGGAAGAAGAUGCAUGGCCACCUGAACCAGAACGUUAACCAGAACCAAUGUGUGGAGCAGCCCAAUCACAUGCUGGCUAACGGACCCAACCACCCUGGGCCAGGCCCUGAGGAGAUCCCCAUGGUCGACGUGAGUCACUACGGCCCCAUACACACUCAGGUUGUACAACUGAUGUACAACGCAUUUGACACAACGGUUGUGGUACAACUGAUAUUUCUGUUAUACUACAGAGAGUUUGUCUGCACACAUUUUUUUACACAACCAUUGUGUCUCGAAAACCGCUGUGUAAACGUUUUUGUGCAGACAAACCUUCCGUUGGAUCACAAUUGUUUUGUCAAAUGCAUUGUACACCAGUUGUACAAACUGAGUGUGUACAGGGCCUACAAACUACCUCAGGCUCAGAAACAGAUUUGUUUUGUUUGUAACAGGUGUUAUAACACGUCCUUAUUCCAGUUUGGCCUGAAGCCUGCUGACACAGCAUACAGUAUGUCUAGAGUCAGGGCUGUCUGCAAGCCGUGGGAUAGAGAGACAGAUUGCCAUAUCGCCCAUGCCUAUACAGCUCCCACAAUGCAUAUCUCUCUCUUCUCUUCACAGUACAUCUCAAAGAACGCUCCUACCACAGAGUGUAGUAUAAUACAGCAUGGACCAGAAGAAGCCGUAAACUACGCAGGAAGCCGAAUAUCCACCAGAUCCCACCAUUCAUCUACAGUCUCCCACAACUCCAGGUGCUGUUGUAACACACAGAAACAUAGACACACAUACACACACACACAUAGACACACACGCACACACACACACACACAUAGACACACAUAAACACGUAGACACACAUACACACAUAGACACACACACAUAAACACACACACAUAGACACACACAUAGACACACACACAUACACAUAGACACACACACAUACACACACACAUAGACAGACACACAUAGACACACAUACACUCACAGACACACACACAUAGAACACACACACACACACACACACACACAUAGACACAAAAAUACAACACACAUAGACAAACACACAUAGACACACACACACAUAGACACACACAACACCACAUAGACACACACACACAAACACACAUAGACCACACACAUAGACACACACCCACACACACAUACACCACACACAACACACAUAGACACACAUACACACAUAGACACAACACACACCACACAGACACACAACACCACACAAGACACACACAACAACAUAGACACACACAAACAUAGACACACAACAACACACACAGCACACACUAACACACAAACACACCAAACAACACAUAGACACACAACACACAUAACACACAACAACAUAGACACACACACAUGACACAACACAACACACACACACAAGACACCACAUACACACAACAACACACACACAAUAGACACACACAACACCACAUAGACACACACACAUAGACCACACACACACACACACACAUAGACACACAUACACAACAUAGACAACACACACACACACACAGACACACACUUACACACACACACACCAUGACACACACACAUACACACACACAUAGACCACAACACACAUAGACAACACACAAGACACACACACACACACACACAUAACACACAUAACACACAACAAAACGACACACACACCAUAGACACACACACCACACAACAUAACACACACAUAGAACACAAACACACACAAUAGAACACACAACACACACACAACACACACACAUAGACACAACACAACAAACACAUACACACACACACAACACACAACACACCAAACACACACAACACCACCACAACACACACACAAACACCACACAUAACACAACACACACCAUAGACACACAACACACACCACAUAGACACACACACACAUCACAACUAACACACACAUCACAACUAACACACACAUCACAACUAACACACACACAACACACACACACACCACAUCAGACACACCACACACACACCAAACACACACAAACAUAGACACAACACACCACACACACACACAACACACACACACACACACACAUAGACACACACACACACACACUACACACACAACACACAUAGACACACACACAUAGACACACACACACACACACACACACACACAUAGACACACAUACACACACACACACAACAUAGACACACAUACACACACACACACACACACAUAGACACACAUACACACAUAGACACACACACAUAGACACACAUACAAAACAUAGACACACACUACACAACACACACCACACAUAACACACACACAUAGACACACACACAUAGACACACACACAUAGACACACACACACACACACAUAGACACACACACACAUAGACACACACACAUAGAGACACACACACACAUACACACAUACACACAUAGACACACACACAUAGACACACACACAUUGACACACACACACAUACACACAUUGACACACACACAUAGACACACACACACACAUAGACACACAUACACACACACACAUAGACACACACACAUACACACACACACACACACACACACACACAGACACACACACAUAGACACACACACAUAGACACACACACACACACAUAGACACACACACACACACGUCAGGGCAUUACUGCGAAUCUGAAAUGUCACAAAGCCUUCUCGUUACUUACUCCGUCUCUCUCUCCCUGUAGACACGAGGAGCGGACCUGGAGUAUAGAGAGGACAGACAGUAUGAACUCAGACUGCCAGUCGGGGGCGCUCUCCUCGUCUGUGGGCACCAGUAAAUGCAGCAGCCCGACCUGCAUGCAGGCACGGGCACAGAGGGCCGCCUACUGGGGCUGUUCUGAGGGAGGCAGCCUGCAGUAUGGAGACUCCUACGACUCUCUGAGAGACUCACCUCACAGCGACAGGUGGGACGACUAGUUUGAAUCUUCGCCAACGAUUUUGUAGUUGUAAAAACCACAAAAUGAAUUGUUGUCUACUGUCUCGGUUUUGGGCUUCUGAACCAGAUUUAAGACGGUUGUGUUUGUGUCUCCAUUUCCCCCCUCCCCUCCCCACAGGUAUGUGUCAGCGUUGACCACGCCAGCCCGUCUGUCGCCUGUCGAGUUCCACUACGCCCCGCUGUCUCCCCAGGUGCCCACCUUCCACAUCACCUCCCCCAACACGGGCCACGCCCUCGCCCUGCCGCCCGCCGCCGCAGCCUACCACCGGCAGGACGACCAGCCCCUGCUGAGAUGCCCUCAGGUGACCAUGACCCUGCCGCUACACUCACUAAUGACUACACACAUGGCAGAAAGCAGACAUUUUUACAACUGUGAUUCAUGAGUCAUAUUUUCCACUUCCUUAUCGUGUUGUUAUAGACUAGAGUAGCUAGUGUACAAUGAUGUUAGUUGUAGACUAGAGUAGCUAGUGUACAAUGAUGUUAGUUAUAGACUAGAGUAGCUAGUGUACAAUGAUGUUAGUUAUAGACUAGAGUAGCUAGUGUACAAUGAUGUUAGUUGUAGAUUAGAGUGGGUAGUGUACGAUGUUAGUUGUAGACUAGAGUAGCUAGUGUGUGAUGUUGUGUUUCUGAGACGGUCUCAUCUCUGUUUCUGUCCCUGCAGGAUGGACGGUUGUACCGGCAGCCCCGUCGCCCACGCCGACCCUACCUGACAGAGAGCACGGGCAGCCUUCCGUCCAGCCCCUACCAUCUCCCUGACGACGAGGCCUACGAGACCACGCAGGAGUACGCCUCCUCACGCGAGCCAAUCAGGAGCCGCCGGCGCCCUCGUCGGAACCGCCUCAACGGACACGUCUCCCAGCGUGCAAUGGGCCUACGGGACUACAGCUCUCAGAGCUUCAGCCAAUCAGAGGAGGAGGAGGAGGAGGAAGAGGAGGGGCACGGGGAGAGCACGCCCUUCCUCAGUAUGCAGAACAUGAACAUGGAGCCGUGCGAACGUGGGUGCCGAUCAUCUACCACCCCUGGCGCCACCACUGACAUACGGACUCACCGGGCGCAGGGGCGGCCAAGCACCCGCAGCAACGGACACAGUAAAAACCCCCAGUCGCGCUCCUCCAAACAUGACAACGCACCCCUUUAA